This is a messenger RNA of Drosophila takahashii, 987 nucleotides long. Its product is annotated as alpha-tocopherol transfer protein. Gene Ontology annotation, molecular function: phosphatidylinositol bisphosphate binding. Gene Ontology annotation, cellular component: membrane. The record is from RefSeq and is a predicted model, not a curated record. Lineage: Eukaryota; Metazoa; Arthropoda; Insecta; Diptera; Drosophilidae.
CAAACAUUUUGCAUGGGACUGGGAACAUUUGGUCCGAUUCUGAGGCUCAGUUUCACACUUGAAGUCGAGCGGAUCGCAACCCAUCAAAUGACGACCAGCAUUGGAUCUCGCACCAUGCCCACAAUUGAGCACAAAUUAAAUAUCACGGAGGAGGAGGUUCCGGAGCACAUCCGUCGACUUGCUGAGGAGCAGGGCGAGUGUCCCAGUUCCAAGGACCAGAUCAUCGAACAAUUCCGCAGCUACAUUUUAGAACGCAAUGACUGCCAACCACAUCGCAACGAUGCAAAAUAUCUGGAAAAAUUUCUAAGAGCUCGCUACUGGAAAAUCGAAAGCAGCUACAGAUUGCUCUGCAGUUACUAUAAAUUUCGGGAGCACAACAAAAGCUUCUAUGAGAAAGUUCGUCCUUUGGACCUUCGUCAUAUUGGACAGUCGGAUAUAUUGACAGUAACGCCCUAUCGGGAUCAACACGGCCACCGCAUACUCAUCUAUCGAUUUGGCCUUUGGCGACCCAAUCGAGUGACCGUGGACGAUAUAUUCCGGGCCACCAUUGUCCUGCAGGAGCUGGGCAGCUUGGAACCCAUCUCACAGAUCGUCGGAGGAGUGGGAAUCUUUGACCUGAAGGAUCUGGGCCUGGAACACAUACUCCAUCUGAGUCCUAGUGUGGCUCAAAAGAUGAUAGCUCUCUUAGUGACCUCCAUGCCAAUAAGGACAUCUGCCCUUCAUAUUGUGAACCAGAACUGGGUCUUUAAUGCGGCAUUCAAGAUAUUUAAGCCUUUUCUCAAUGCCGCCAUGCGAGAAAAGCUCUACAUCCAUGGCAGUGAUAUGUCCUCCCUGCACAAGCACAUAAAUCCUGAACAUCUUCCCAAGCGUUAUGGUGGCUUGCACGAAGAUUACUCUUAUACGCUCUGGUUGGAUAUGCUGAAGGAGCAGUGCACAGGCAAUGGUGUCCAAAAGGAUAUGGAACAAUUGGGAUUCAUAUUUGACUAG